CUCGCUUCCUCAACUUGAUUGCUUGUACCUCUAGACCAUGGCUCGCGUUGUGGCUUCAGCUGGCGCGCGCGCGCUCUCGACGCAGUCGGGCCUCGCUGCUCCCCGGGUUGCGUUGGUGCUCUCAGGCUCGGGCGUCUACGAUGGCACUGAGGUCCACGAGGCUUCAGCCGCCAUGGGCGCACUGUCUCGUCAGGGUGCCGACUACAAGAUUUUUGCGCCAGACAAGCAGCAGCACCACGUUGUCAACCACAUGACGGGCGAGGAGAUGGACGAAUCCCGCAACGUCCUCGUCGAAGCCGCUCGCAUUGCUCGUGGGAACAUUCAGGCUCUCGACAAGCUGCAGGUUGCAGACUUUGACGCCGUGGUUGUGCCCGGAGGGUUUGGAGCUGCCAAAAACCUCUCCAACUUUGCCGUGGAGGGCGCCGCGUGCACGGUUGAUGCGACGCUGACCGAUAUCUUGAAGAAGUUUCAUGCUGAGCAGAAGCCCAUGGGCUUUUGCUGCAUCGCUCCCGUGAUUGCGGCCAAUCUUUUCAAGGGAGAGGUGACCAUGGGCAGUGACACCGAGUCAGACAAGUGGCCCUUUGCAGGCGCUGCUGGCGCGUGCAAGGAGAUGGGCGCCGACUACGUGGUCGGUGACGAGAGCAAGGUGCACGUUGACCAAGCCAACCGCAUCGUCACCGCGCCUGCUUUUAUGGCCAACACUGCCGUCCACCUCGUGCAAGACAAUGUUACUAACAUGGUCCAAACAGUGUUGGAGCUCGUGGGUCGCAAGUAA
Molecule: messenger RNA, 775 nt
Organism: Monosiga brevicollis MX1
Lineage: Eukaryota; Choanoflagellata; Craspedida; Salpingoecidae
Exons: 5
Coding region: 38-775 (245 amino acids)
Source: RefSeq, a predicted model, not a curated record